Molecule: messenger RNA, 1853 nt
Organism: Amblyraja radiata (thorny skate)
Lineage: Eukaryota; Metazoa; Chordata; Chondrichthyes; Rajiformes; Rajidae
Exons: 9
Coding region: 441-1853 (470 amino acids)
Biological process (GO): signal transduction
Molecular function (GO): protein binding
Source: RefSeq, a predicted model, not a curated record
CUUAUUUUGUAAACCAGCAUCUGCAGUUGCUUGCAUCCACUAAGUAUUAGUGGUGCUUAGUUUAUAACUCAGCCACAUUGUUGAUAAAUAGUUUACACGAUGUUCUGCCCAAACAGUGCCACCAUGUUUUCUGCUGGCGGCUGCAAAACCUGAAUUUUUGGUUUCACUUUUAUGCGGAGAAAAUAUAAAUUGUCCGCUAACGCACGAAUUGUCACCAAUUGCCCCAGUUACAUCUUAUUCCCUACCCUCUUUGUUCCUGAUCGUCACACUGUUCGUGGAAACGGAACCGUGGCGUUUCACUACAGUGCGGGAAACGGAGUGUGUAAAGUUCAAGACAGUGCAGGAAACUGAGCUCAACACAGAUACAUUUCAAAUGAACGCGGGAAACGGAACUCCGAUAAACACGAAAGGAGCGCAGGUAAAGGCUCGAGACAUAAAAGAUGAGUGUGUUGACAAAUAAUUUGGACAAUAACAAUCAAAAAGAUAAUCUAACGGACCGAUUGCUGAUGAAGGUAGCUGAUAGAUUCGGGAACGAAUGGGAGCACAUAGCAAUUGGAGACCUAGGCUUUAAUAAACAUGAUGUUGAUCAGUUUAGUUCUGAUGGAACGACUCAUCAAAAGCGAGUGUUUAAUAUGCUACACGCUUGGAAAUGUCGGGAAAAGCCCGCAAGAAUCAAAACUCUUAUCCAAAUUCUGAACAAAGCUAAUAUUCAUCCUGAUGUAUUGGAACUUCUGAAGAAUGAAAACAACAGUUUUAAUGAAUUGCGUUGCACAUGUUGCCAGAAAUAUGACUGUUCGUGCAAUUGUAAACCUCCAGAAAUCAUUGUCUCAAAUUCUGAACCUGGAGGAUAUAAUCAUACAAUUAAAAUAAGCUUGAUGGAAACGUAUAAAAUAUCUGAAGACAUACCUAACACACUCAAUAAUAUAAUUUGCGAAAAAGAUCCUCAAUUAUUCUUCAAAUUAAGAGAAAUUAUCAAUCGCUUGCAAUUCAAUCUUUUGAAGAUUUCACCAGGAUGCAUAGAACUUAAGCUGCAGCUACGAUCGUACGAGGCACUCCUGAACCUCACCCAGUUGUGUAAGAGAGAAGCAUCUAAGGGGAUAACGCAGCUUGCUCCAUUGCACCAGAAACUACGAGAUGCAUUGAUGGAAGAACUUCCAUGUGAAAAUAUAAUGCCUGCAAUGUUUUCUUUCCAAAACAUUUUUGAAGGCGGAUCCUACAAAAGUGCACUGGAAUUCUUCUGUGCAGGUUUUUCACUUGAUGAUAUGCUUCCAAUCUUAAAAAAACACAAAUUCCAGAAUAUUGAUUAUCUGUGCAUUGAUGUAAAAGGUGCACCACAAACUACCCUAACUGAUCUGAAGAAAGAAUUCAUAAAGAAGCGUGAUAGAAAACUACGUGCCAUCAGGAAGAAGUUGAAAAAUAAAUUGGGCGUGAAUGAUUCUAAAUUUAUCAUUAGGUUAAUUGAUAAUGUUUUAAAUAAAGCUGGGAAAAAUCAAGGAAGGAGCUGCAAGAGAACCAGGGAACAAACAGGGAAGAAGAGAAAGAAAAUCCAGCACGAAACGUUAAGAAAACCAGAAGACUCUUGUAUGUUUGAGAUUCCAGGGAGGACAAUGCAGCAGCCACAAUCUUUUCUUAUAAGUUAUAAGCCUCCUUUGAAGCUAAUGACAUUCUUGAACUACAUCAAACAGAAGGAAAUGUUUGAGAAAGUGUUUGCAGCCCAGCUAAAAUCCAAGGAGAAGAAUGUGAAAACGAAAAAGAAACAAAGAUUCAUCAUAAUUUGUUGCCAAACAUGGAUUCCAGUAGCAAGCAGCUAUCAAUUUAAAAUUAUUCCUAAUUCAUGGAGCAAUGAAAUUUGA